CCUUCCGCUGCUUGCGUUUGCAAAAACUGAAACCAAAAAUAGAAGAGAAUCCGCUUUGGCUUCUCUCACUCUCGUCGUCCUUUUCUUACCUUCGACGACCUUUUAAUUUCUCUCUCUAUCUCUCUGUCACUUCUCUCUAUGGCAUUUCCUUUCUUCAGGUUAAACUCAGCAAUUUAUGAUUCGGAUAUGAUAUUCCUGGAGUGAUUUGAGCUAUAUUGGCGUGCAACAAUAGGUCGUGUCAUUCAUAUCAUUUGUUCUCUAUAUAUAGCAAUCACUGUAGCUGUUUUUCUACAGUAUCUAAUUUCGGUCAAAGAAACAAGAAGCGAGCAAUUUGAAAAUUCAAGCAACGAGAAGAAGAUGGGUUAUCUCAAUUCCGUUUUGUCACCUUCAACCCAGGUUCAUGCUGACGACCCACCUGUAAGCGGCGGGGGGCUCAGUCAGAAUGGAAAGUUCAGUUAUGGAUAUGCAAGCUCUCCGGGGAAAAGAUCUUCUAUGGAAGACUUUUAUGAGACAAGAAUUGAUGGUGUUGAGGGAGAAAUAGUUGGUCUCUUUGGAGUUUUUGAUGGUCAUGGGGGUGCACGUGCUGCUGAAUAUGUCAAGCAAAAUCUUUUUAGUAAUUUGAUCAGGCAUCCAAAAUUUAUCUCGGACACCAAAUCUGCUAUAGCUGAUGCAUACAGCCAUACAGACUCUGAAUUUCUGAAAUCAGAAAAUAAUCAGAAUAGAGAUGCUGGGUCAACUGCUUCCACUGCGAUCCUAGUUGGUGACCGUUUGCUUGUCGCGAAUGUUGGGGAUUCCAGAGCUGUGAUAUGCAGGGGUGGUAACGCUAUAGCUGUUUCAAGAGAUCACAAGCCAGACCAGACUGAUGAGCGGCAACGGAUUGAGGACGCAGGAGGAUUUGUAAUGUGGGCUGGAACUUGGAGAGUCGGAGGUGUUCUCGCUGUUUCUCGUGCAUUUGGUGAUAGGCUGUUGAAGCAGUAUGUCGUUGCUGAUCCUGAAAUCCAGGAGGAAAAGAUUGACAACUCUCUUGAGUUCCUUAUCCUUGCUAGUGAUGGACUGUGGGAUGUUGUCACCAAUGAGGAGGCCGUCGCAAUGAUCAAACCAAUUCAGGAUCCAAAGCAGGCAGCAGAGAGGCUAAUGCGGGAAGCAUAUCAGAGAGGAAGUGCAGACAAUAUUACCUGUGUCGUGGUUCGUUUCUUGGCUAACCAAGGGGGCACCUCUCGUAGCAGUUCCGGGUAAGCACCAGCUCAUGCUCAUCAUGCUCACAGCAAGGGGCUUGGAAUCCUACCAGAUUGGUGGUAGAGGUCAGGUGCAAUAAAAAUCAGUGGUUAAUAGUUUUAGAACAUCUGUGGUAGCGUUGUACUUUAAAAAGAAUAGAGAGACAUGAUCAAAACUUACAUGGCUGCGAAUGUGUAUUACAUGUCUUCAGCCUAUAUAAUAGCAUAGACUUGUGUAUGUGAACUUAGAUCUUGUACUUUGACAGUAAGUGUAGCAGAAAUGUCAACGUGUUUGUAAAGUGUUUUCUCA
Prunus mume (Japanese apricot) is the source of this 1524-nucleotide messenger RNA. RefSeq names its product putative protein phosphatase 2C 59. Gene Ontology annotation, molecular function: protein serine/threonine phosphatase activity; cation binding. NCBI's taxonomy places the organism in Eukaryota, Viridiplantae, Streptophyta, Magnoliopsida, Rosales, Rosaceae. Gene Ontology annotation, biological process: protein dephosphorylation. The record is from RefSeq and is a predicted model, not a curated record.